UGGUUUUCCGGCGACGCGGUUGGUGUGCUAUGGCGCCGGUGAGGCCGGCAGCAAGGUGGCGGCCAGGGAGUGUGGGGACGCGUGGUGAAGGAGUUUCUCCGGUCGGAUUCAGGAAUCAGAAUGUGAAACAGAGGAGGUGGCGACCUAACCAUGCGCAGGCCUUCGUGGGGAGCCUUCGCGAGGGACAAGGCUUUGCAUUUCGAAGAAAACUGAAGAUUCAGCAAAAUUACAAGAAAUUGCUGUGGAGGGAAAAGAAAGCCCAAACUGCACAGGAAUCCCAAUUCACAGAUCGGUACCCUGAUCAUCUGAAACAUCUCUAUUUAGCAGAAGAAGAAAGACUCAGGAAGCAACUUAGAAAAGUUGACCAUCCUUUGUCAGAAGAACAAGUUGACCAGCCUUUGUCAGAAGAACAAGGUGAUCAGCCUUUGCCAGUAGAAGAAUGUAGCAUUGACCAGGCUUUGUCUGAAGAACACUGUAGCAUUGAGCAGCCUCAGCCAGAAGAACAGUGUAGCGUAAGAGUAAACUCCAUUACUAUUCCAAAGAAAAAUAAAAAGAAAACAUCAAAUCAGAAAGCACAGGAAGAAUAUGAACGGGUACAAGCUAAGCGUGCUGCUAAGAAACAAGAAUUUGAGAGGAGAAAACAAGAGAGAGAAGAAGCUCAAAGGCUCUACAAAAAGAAGAAAAUGGAAGUGUUCAAAAUAUUGAGCAAAAAGACUAAAAAGGGCCAACCAAACUUGAAUUUACAAAUGGAGUAUCUUCUUAAAAAAAUACAAGAAAAAAAUUAAAUCAGCCGUGUUGUCCUUAAUCAAGGGUUAAAAUAUCUACUAUCUAUUGAGUUCUUUUGUAUAUGUGCUCUACCUCCUAAUAAUUAACUAAAUUUGUCAACAUAAACUGGAUUGCUAAGCUGUACUAAAUAUGAAAUGUCAAAAUAUUUUUGUUCUUGUAAAAGAAAAUUUUCGAUAUAU
This is a messenger RNA of Ceratotherium simum simum (southern white rhinoceros), 965 nucleotides long. RefSeq names its product coiled-coil domain containing 59 (gene CCDC59). NCBI's taxonomy places the organism in Eukaryota, Metazoa, Chordata, Mammalia, Perissodactyla, Rhinocerotidae. Gene Ontology annotation, cellular component: nucleus. The record is from RefSeq and is a predicted model, not a curated record.